Molecule: messenger RNA, 3425 nt
Organism: Saimiri boliviensis boliviensis (Bolivian squirrel monkey)
Lineage: Eukaryota; Metazoa; Chordata; Mammalia; Primates; Cebidae
Gene: TRIM35
Product: tripartite motif containing 35
Molecular function (GO): protein binding; zinc ion binding
Source: RefSeq, a predicted model, not a curated record
ACUAGGGCCGUGGGCGCGGGCUGCCAGUCGGGUGGGAGGCGCCGUAGCAAAAGUUCGGGGCACCGGUGCCGGUGGCUCGUGCCAUGGAGCCGAGCCCCGACGCGUCCCCUGGGCCUUCCCGCUCCUUCAAGGAGGAGUUACUCUGCGCUGUCUGCUACGACCCCUUCCGCGAUGCUGUCACUCUGCGCUGCGGCCACAACUUCUGCCGCGGGUGCGUGAGCCGCUGCUGGGAGGUGCAGGUGUCGCCCACCUGCCCUGUGUGCAAGGACCGCGCCUCGCCCGCCGACCUGCGCACCAACCACACCCUCAACAACCUGGUGGAGAAGCUGCUGCAGGAGGAGGCCGAGGGCGCGCGCUGGACCGGCUACCGCUUCCAGCGUGUCUGCCGCCUGCACCGUGGCCAGUUCAGCCUCUUCUGCCUCGAGGACAAGGAGCUGCUGUGCUGCUCCUGCCAGGCCGACCCCCGGCACCAGGGGCACCGCCUGCAGCCAGUGAAGGACACUGCCCACGACUUUCGGGCCAAGUGCAGGAACAUGGAGCACGCUCUGCGGGAGAAGGCCAAGGCCUUCUGGGCCAUGCGGCGCUCCUAUGAGGCCAUCGCCAAGCACAAUCAGGUGGAGGCUGCGUGGCUGGAAGGCCGGAUCCGGCAGGAGUUUGAUAAGCUUCGUGAGUUCCUGAGAGUGGAGGAGCAGGGCAUUCUGGAUGCCAUGACCGAGGAGACAAGGCAGAAGCAGCUUCUGGCCGAGGAGAAGAUGAAGCAGCUCACAGAGGAGACAGAGGCGCUGGCACAUGAGAUCGAGCGGCUGCAGAUGGAGAUGAAGGAGGAUGAUGUUACUUUCCUCAUGAAACAUAAGGGCCGAAAACGCCGACUCUUCUGCACCAUGGAGCCCGAGCCAGUCCAGCCCAGCAUGCUUAUCGAUGUCUGCAAGUACCUGGGCUCCCUGCAGUACCGAGUCUGGAAGAAGAUGCUUGGAUCUGUGGAAUGUGUGCCCUUUACCUUUGACCCCAACACCGCAGCCGGCUGGCUCUCCGUGUCCGAGGACCUUACCAGUGUCACCAACCACGGCUACCGCGUACAGGUGGAGAACCCGGAGCGCUUCUCCUCAGCGCCCUGCCUGCUGGGUGCCCGCGUCUUCUCGAGGGGCUCGCACGCCUGGGAGGUGGCCCUGGGGGGGCUGCAGAGCUGGCGGGUGGGGGUGGUGCGUGUGCGCCAAGACUCAGGCGCCGAGGGUCACUCGCACAGCUGCUACCACGACACGCGCUCGGGCUUCUGGUAUGUGUGCCGCACACAGGGCGUGGAGGGGGACCACUGCGUGACCUCGGACCCAGCCACGGCACCCCUGGUCCUGGCCAUCCCACGCCGCCUGCGUGUGGAGCUGGAGUGUGAGGAGGGUGAGUUGUCUUUUUAUGAUGCGGAGCGCCACUGCCACCUGUACACCUUCCACGCCCGCUUUGGGGACGUGCGGCCCUAUUUCUACUUGGGGGGUGCGCGGGGAGCUGGUCCCCCUGAGCCUUUGCGCAUCUGCCCUCUGCACAUCAGCAUCAAGGAAGAACUGGAUGGCUGAACUGGCCCAAGCCUGCUGGCGGCUGCCCAGGUCUUGUGCCACCGCACUGUUUUCUUUCUGCCCCCUUCCUAAUGCCACACUGCCUGGGCGCCACUGUGCCCCGCCUCGCCAGGCUCUUCCUUUUGUCCCCUCUGGUCCUUUUCAGUGACUCCAGGCCACGCCUCUCUCCAUGUUUGGUCCCUUCUCAGCCCACGGUCAGGAGCCAUCAUGUGGCACCUCGCUGGCCAGGCUCUCCCGAGUCGUGGCACCUCCACAAUGUGAAUUUUCUGAAUCCUCAUUCCAGGACUUCUGGGAAUAAUGUUUACUUCUAGAAUGGGCCAGUUUUAAACCAUCUCAUCCAGGUGUGGUAAAGCCAGUGGCUGAGGAGAGGACUGCCCUGCAAAGGAGAGUUUGUUACUCAUGGUUCUGGGAGGAGGGGCCACAUAGGAAAGCCCCAGGGUGUGUCAGAAGGUGGAAGGAGGGAGUGGAAUGUGUGUGCAAGAGACUUCACUGUGGUUUUCUCAGGAAGCAAUGGGCAAGGCAGGGUAAGCAGGGAAGACAGGUUUAGGGGUAGCUGGCUUGAGUAACUCAGUGGCUCUCGGCAUAGGGGCUGCCUUCUUUGUCUGAUACCUCUCCCCGGGAUAAUCAGGACGGGAGAGCCACGCGAAGGAGGCAGCUGGUGCUAUUGCUCCGAAUUCGAUGGUUUCCAUAGGAGAGGCUGCUCUCAGCCCGAUGCUUGCUGUCUGUAGGGACUGGGGGAUUGGCUAGCCGGGGAGGAGCAGUCUGUCCAGGUCAGCGUGGCCUGGAUGCCAGAGCAUCAAGAGUACAGGAGACAAAGUUACUGCAGGGCCUCUGCGUGACUGAAUCCCCUCUCUCCAUCAGAUCAGCUCUGAUUGAUCUAUUUAUACCUGCACGGUUUCCUCUGAACGCAGGCUUCCAGAACACCUUCAACACAACGUUUUUAAAAUCGUGGUUUGGCCUGUUCCCUUGCUGGGCCCCAGUUUCCCCACCUGGAAAUGAGAUAGGACUGGAUGAGGAUGUCUUGCUGUAGUUGCUGUGGAGGAAAUUCCUCUGGUUCAUUCUCAUCAGCAUUUGCAAAAAGGAAAGAACGAGGGCACCCUUUUCAGUUGGGAGGAAAGGAGAGGGGUGGCACCGUGGACGUGGCCCUAGACGCUGCGGGAGAGGGAAGAGGAGGCUGGGCCUUGCUGCCUUCUUGUCUCUGCUGACUUCAGCCAGCUCAUGCUCACUCUGCCACUUGUGAUUUCAUCCCGAAUUUCUUCCUCCGCCGUGCCUGCCACCCUCUUGUCUCUGCUGACUUCCGCCAGCUCAUGCUCGCUCUGCGCCUUGCGAUUGCAUCCCAGAUUUCUUCCUCCGCGGUGCCUGCAGACUUUCCUGGGCUUGUUUUUUCUCCUGCAUCUCUCAAGAGAGUUUUUAAUCGUCAACUCACCGUGUCCCAGGAAGUGGCAUCAUAAAAGGAUUUUUUUUUUUCCUAAAAGCAGUGUUAAAAUUGGGGUCACAUUCUUGACCAAGGACUCUGCAUCCCACCUCCUGCCCAUUCCGGUUCACAAAAACUGACAUUUUAAAAAAUCAUGACUCACACCUGUCAGUUGGUUAUCAAUGUGUUGUGUACACUGGUUACAUAAAAGUUAGGGCUACAAGGAGGGCCCAGGUAGGAGCUGCCAGUGUGUGAAGGGGCUGGGUUAGGUGUGGUGAUAAUGUUGGAAAAUCAGUGCAUGCACCUGGUUGGAGGAUGCCCAGCCUCAGAAAAGCUCCAAGCCCUUUGGGAGCCAAUGCAUCCGGGAGUGUGACUUUCUCUAUAAGAGAAAGUAUUUACCCUACCCAUCAAUAUCAUUUUGAUAUAAUAAACUUGACCUGAAAUUA